AUGGGCUCAGUGGCAAAAGACGACAGCAAUGGGACGGCUAAACUAGCUGUCCCUAUCCCAGCUUCCACUCGCCGGCGAUUCGAGGCAGCGGGAAUAGAUCUUAGCAAUGGCUAUCCGAUGAAUCCAACGGACUUUGAGUAUCUCCAAGAUGCCGAAGCCAAGGGAGAUCAAAAGCAUCCGUAUAAUGAUGCUGGUUUACGAGCCGACCCCGAAAAGAAGGCGCUUUUAGGUGCUGCCAAGGAAGUCAAACAUAUAAACGCCCAUAUUGGAACCGAAAUCGUGGGACUGCAGCUCAAAGACCUCAACGACAAGCAGAAGGAUGAGCUGGCUCUCUUGGUCGCCGAACGUGGUGUUGUGUUUUUCCGAGACCAGAAUCUCUCUCCCCAAGAGCAAAUGGCGUUGGGCGAGUAUUGGGGAGAGCUCUUUCCACAAGGGCCUUAUGUGCCGGGUUAUCCCAACAUAACAACCAUCUGGACGGAUUACUUUGCCAAGACAAUUCGCAAGGCCACAUAUCGUCAACCGUUUCAAGGAUUCCACACUGACAUGGUGCAUGAGCGCCACCCCCCAGGCUACACUCACCUUCACAAAGACGCUGUUCCAGACGUUGGAGGCGACCUCCUUUGGGCGAGUGGCUAUGCCGCAUACUCCAAGCUCUCGCCGGCUUUCCGUCAGUUCCUGGAUGGGAAGAAGGCGGUUUUUGUCUCAAAGGAAAAGUACUUUGACCGCAACAAUCCGAGCUCUGGGCGGAUUCAUUCCGUAACAAGGGCUCACCCCAUUGUCCGAGUGCAUCCUGUGACAGGAUGGAAAAGCUUGUACAUAGCCCACGGCUGGGUAUCUCACAUCGAGGGACUGGAUAAGAAAGAAAGCGACCUCAUAUUGGGCUACUUGCGGGACAUUUACGAAAAUAAUGUCGAUAUUCAAGCCCGAUUCAAAUGGACGGCCGGCAGCUCUGCAAUUUGGGAUAAUAGAUGUACUCUUCAUACGGCAAGUUGGGACUACGAGAAUGCUGCAGAGAGACAUGGAACCAGAGUUACAACGCUCGCAGAGGAACCGUUUUUUGAUGACAAGGCAAUCACGAGGAGACAAGCACUGGGUCUAGAAGACGAUUAA
Molecule: messenger RNA, 1110 nt
Organism: Trichoderma aggressivum f. europaeum
Lineage: Eukaryota; Fungi; Ascomycota; Sordariomycetes; Hypocreales; Hypocreaceae
Exons: 4
Coding region: 1-1110 (369 amino acids)
Cellular component (GO): cytoplasm
Molecular function (GO): 2-oxoglutarate-dependent dioxygenase activity
Source: RefSeq, a predicted model, not a curated record